GAAGCCUUCAAAGCGGCCUCUCCCUUUUCCAAGAAACGGGCCCAGCUGUGCGCAGAAAGCUGGGCUACAGCCUGACCUCACGUGCGCUGCGCAGACCCCGGGACCCCCAAGGAGGCUGGAAGCAGGACCGGAGCACUGAGCAGCAACUCGUGGGAGCCGGUCACACAGCGGAAGAGCUAACGGGGCUGUGCCAGUAAGUUGGUCUUGCUUUGCAAGGAAUAAACGUAGUUAAAGUUUUCAGGAGAGCUGCAGCCUGGGAGCGAGAGGGAGCUGCUACCUCCCGAGCCGCGCAGAGCUCAUCUGUUGCAGCAAGGUCACGAGCACCAGGUUGGUGGCACUUGCAAGAACCAGCAGCACGUCCUGGCUUCUUUUACAGCUGACGUUUUCUGCUGCAAGCUUAAUAAACGACCGCUCAGUUACGCUGUCCACAAGACCUGCUCGUUAGGGGGUCGGGUCCCAGUGCACAUCACCCGUAUUCUAGGCAAAGGACCUCAGAAAAUCUGGGUGUUCAACGUGGGCAAACGUGCUGUGCUGUUUUCAGCAGGGAGGCUUCAGCGUGGUCAGCGUUUGCUGUAACACCGGAAUGGAAAACACUGCUGGUAAACAGGCGCUCGUUAGGUUUCACAAGCACACGCGCUGAAGCGCAGAAACGCUGAGGAACUGCUCUGCUUUCACAAGUCCUGACUUGAAUCCAGAAGUUGUCUAUGUUUCAGUUUAAAUCAGCUUGCAGUUUUUAAAGGAGCUGAACAGGUUGAGUGACUCCACGCUGUGGGAGGAAUAAUCUUCCCGGGCGGCUUUAGGGAACCAAGGCCGCCAAACUGGGUGAGGAUGUCGCUGCAGACCUGACGUCUCUCUCCCAGGAUGGUUGUCUGAGCCUAGGAUUUUGGUGGCGUUUCCGAGGGUACGGAAAGAAGUCUCAGCCUGAAUGUACCAUGUGGAUGUCUCUGGCUCUGCCUGCGACAGGAGCGCUUCGCUGAAGAUGGAUGAUUUAGCUUUACUUGACCUGUUGGAGUGUCCCGUGUGCUUCGAGAAGCUCGACGCCACAGCCAAGGUGCUCCCGUGCCAGCACACCUUCUGCAAGCCGUGCCUGCAGAGGAUCCUGAAGUCCCAGAAGGAGCUCAGGUGCCCGGAGUGCAGGACUCUCGUCCUCUGCAGCAUCGAGCAGCUGCCGUCCAACUUGCUCCUCAUUCGUUUGCUGGAUGGUGUCAGAUGUGGGCAGAAUGUGUCGAGGUUUGGUUCGAUUCAAAGGUCCGGGGUCCUGUCCUCCCCUGCCUCCAUCAGGAGAGUCCCGAGAGCUUUACAACUUAACCAAUACAGGCUGGCACCGAACCCCAGGGUCUACAUGGAAGGGGUUCCACGAGCCAAGGCCCUGUACAGCUACCGUGGGCACAAUCCCGGGGAACUGAGAUUCAAUAAAGGAGACAUCAUCAUGCUGCUCCGACAGCUAGAUGAAAACUGGUAUUUGGGCGAGAUCAAUGGCAUCAGUGGUGUUUUCCCAGCCAGCUCCGUACAAGUCAUCAAGCAUCUGCCGCUGCCACCACCCCUCUGUAGAGCACUUUACAACUUUGACCUAAGAAGCAGGGACAAAAAUGAAAACAAAGACUGCCUGACAUUUCAUAAGGGUGAUAUCAUCACAGUCAUCAGCAGAGUUGAUGAAAACUGGGCAGAGGGCAAGUUAGGCGACAAAGUAGGGAUCUUCCCCAUCUUGUUUGUGGAGCCAAACACUACCGCAAGGCAACUCCUACAGACAACCAAAAGCCACCAGUCCUCUCAGUUUAAAUGUGCAUCACCUUUAAGAAUGGUGUCUCCCAAAUCAAGAGGCACAGAUUCACCAGCUUUCCACAAGGUAUCAGACUCGAGAAGGAAGAGCCUGAGACAAUUCUCAAUCACAACUGCCUUAAACACUCUCAACAGGAUGGUCCAUUCACCCGCCGACCGGCAGACCUUGGAGAUCAGCUCUCCUGUGCUCAUCAGCUCCAGUAACCCCACGGUGGCAACCCAGAGCAGUGAGAAAGGGGAAUUUCCUUAUGGCACACCUGUCCAGGUCAGUGCGUCUUACUAUCCUGCACCAGGAUCUUUGGGGCAUUCAGCAGCUAUUGUCACUCUUCCCCAUCUGCAGCAUCACAUAUCAGCUAAUAUGUGCGUGGCCCUCCAUUCCUACAUGGCUCACGGACCCGAUGAACUGGAGCUGCAGAAAGGAGAAGGGGUCCGUGUCUUUGGGAAAUACCACGAUGGCUGGCUGCGGGGAAUGUCACUUGUCACAGGAAGAGUGGGGAUCUUCCCUAGCAAUUACGUUGCUCCCCUUUUCAGGAAAUCUAACCUCCCUGACUCGAAGAUGCCUUCCCUGUAUGCCUCCUGGACGUUAUCGACCUCCUCGCUCUCCUCUCAGGGAAGCAUCUCAGAAAAUGGCCAAAGACAAAGCCGGCCUUUGAAACCGGCCUUGCUGCCCAUGCCCGUGACCUCGCCAGGGAGGAACACAGUUGUGCUGACUACCUCAGGACAAACAUCACUGCGGCGCGGACGCGGCAGCACCAGAAAGAAUGGAUCCCUGCAGAGGCCUGGGCAGCCAGGAACCCCUGUUCAUGUUGCUGGCUCCCUCAGGCGUCUUCCUGCCACUGCAGUGCGACCUCAGCAGUUCCAGCUUUACCAGCACAUCAGCCCUCAGCCGCACAGCAUCCCUUCAGGAGCUGCCAUGACUGAUGCAGGAACGAGGCCAAACUUCUCUCACGAUGCUUCACCAGCACUUGUGGUCAGAGGAGGGGAAAGCAAAACUCCUUCUGUAUGUAGUUCAGUGAACCUGGAUGCCAAAGAUCCUCCAGCAAAAAGUGAGACUGCUCCAAAGCCACCUGCAUCAGCUCCGCCAUCCAUCCUGGUGAAACCAGACACUUCCCGGAACAGCACUGAAAAGCAAGUGAAAACAGUGAGGUUCCAGAACUACAGCCCCCCGCCGUCCAAGAGGCACAGCCUGCAGCCAUCCCCGAGCCUGCCGCGCGGCAGAACGGAGCAGGGAGCCGCAGCGGAUGCUCUCUUGUCGGAAGCAAACCCGAUGGGCCCUGACUUGACGGUGCUGUACUCACCCAGGAUCAGCUCCAGUCCCCUGCACCAGCGAAGGGUGUUGCACGCAAAGGCAUCAUCGCUGGACCUUUCUGGCCAGGCGGGACAGCUGACCUUCCCUAUCAAAAAGAAUUACAGCAGCAUUUCUGCAAACUGACAGGUUAAUUCUCUCUACUUGCUUUUCCUUCACGAGUGUGCUUCUCUCCUCUGUUCUGUGAGGGGUAAGCAUCCUUUGGACUGCACACCAGCCUGCCACCUCCACCGCUUUCCCUCUCCCAUGGCUAGAGGCAGAUACUCCCCAUAUCCCUGUGCCUCUAUGCGCCACACUGCCAGACGCCCUCGGGAACUGCCAGUUUGAGUUUUGCAGAGAACUUGGGGAGCUCCCGAGAGAGCAGAAUGGGACAAUAUCUAUCACUGUAUAGGAGAGUCCUAUUUCUGAGGCACACCUCAAGCUACACCUUCCCAACCUGUCAAUGCGUCAAAUACCCAUGCCAUGCCAAGCGAUGCUAGAGGAGCCCCCAUUGACACAGAGGCUACUUCAAACACCACAGAGAAACGUGAAGUUGGGUUUGUGGCAUCCACAACAGAUAUUAUUUGGUAUCAUAUAAAGCUGCUUGUAAGAUAAUCGGAGAAGGAGUGGGAGAAGGAAGAAAGCGUGCAGGUAUCAGAAGUAGUUAAACUUGCUUCAUCUCCUGGCUACUACAAGAAAGCUCACUGAGAUCAAAACAAUGGUUCAUUACCUUCCUAAUUCGGCAGGAUAAAGAAACCAUGAAUCAAGAUCAGUCAGUUCCUGGCUUAAUGUUCAAGUUCCCUUUUGCAGGGUUUUCACUUCCAAUUUUUUUGUUAGGUGUUUUUUUGUUUGGUUGGUUGGUUGCUUUUAGUCCAUGAGUUUUAACUUAGAAUAUAGUUUAAAAGGUGAUUUGGAGAGGAAAGGGACAAUAGAAAGGGAUGUGUCAUUAUGACAGUCAUUUAGACUUUGUGGACAGGUGUUUUGGAUCUUGCUUCUCUUGGGUGGUUGGUUUCCUCUAAUUACCCAACAGCUACUUCCUAGCAGUCCCUCAGUUCACUCCAAUGCUUCUUUUUCCACCACCCAGACAUUUAGAUAUUGCUAUUUACGGGUCUAAGUCUACAUUAAGAUGCAUGAAACAUUGUCUAAAUAAUAGAAAGCAGAAAUCAGCAUUCACCGUACCACAGACCACCCUUCUGCCACAGCAGCACCAACUCUAGUUUUCAUCUGACCUCUAUUUUGGACAUUAUCCUGUGAAACCACCGAAAAAUCAGCAGAACUGGAGAGCUGUACCCAGCUAUCCAGCUGUGACUGCUGUUUAGCAAACUGGUGCACAACAGGCUUUGUUUUUCACACUUUGCUUUUAUUGGUGGUUUAGAGACCACCAAUUCCCAUCCUAGCCACAACAAACAAACAUUAGAUCUCCUAACAGCGGUUGUUGUGCUUCUUCCAGAACUGCUGUAAAGUAACAUCUUUGGUUAAUUGCAUACAAAACCCAUGAAAUUAACUCCAUUGGUCAGUGGAAACUGUGAGGCACUGGCACAGCCUCAGAGAAGGAAGUUUUCCUUGGAAUUAAGAAAAUAGAAUGGAUAAAGACAUCUAUUAGCCUACAGCACUAAUUCUUUUACCCUUUCAGACUAUUUUUCUUUUGGUGAAGCUGGCUUCUGCCUGAUCCCAAAAAGGGGAUUUUCAGUAGCACAGAAACAAGUGGUAAAACAAGUAUGUUCUUCACGUUGAACUAUCUGUCACUAUUUAAGUUCCUGAAAAAAGAUUCUGAAAUUAAAAAUGUGCACUUUGCCCAGCUAUAAAAAAAAAUGCUGUAAGCUGCAAAUAAAAGGAUAAACAUGUCUCACAGCAGUGCCACUCCAAUGACAAUCAAACAUUUCAGGGAAAAUAGGCCUGUUCUUUGCUAAAGAUUCCUCUCAUUCCCUUAAAACUAAACCAGAAAGCCUCAUAAACUGGCUCUAUAACCAGGAACAACUUCAUUUCUCCCAAACACAUUCAGAUUUCCAGGAUCAGCUCAUUUUGUAAUCUAUAGUGUUAGUUUGGAGGUGAAGGAAGGGGUACCUGCUCAUGCCUGGCUCCAGAUGAUCAUUUACUGCACGCUAAUGAAAGGAUAGAUUGCUUGGUAUGACCUAAUCUGUAAUCUGCCGAAGAAAUAACUAAUGGAUUUCAACAGCUGACCUCCCAGGAGACUCGCUGAAGACAGUGGCAUGGGAGGUCGAAGCUACACAUGAGAAUUAAUUAUGCAGAUAGAAGUGCUGGUAAAGAAGAGGGCACAAUAGAAAAUGUGAAGCAGAGGUGAAUAAAGAGAAGGGAGAGUAUGUAGAGAAGCAAGGGGAAUUUUUGUAUUUUACUGCCAAAAAAACCCCAAAAAACAAAAAACAACUCAUCUCAUAAUCAUAUGAUAGAGUCAAAGUCUAAUGUGACUGCCUGAGCCAAAGCCGCAGCUGCUGUGAACCGUAUCUGGCCCCAAGCCUGGCAGCAGUGAUUAGCACGCCACGAGCAUUGCACCAAGCUCUGACUUGCCACCGGCUUUCGCCGAGGCUCCGAGGGGAAGGUGGCAAAUGCCUUUCCGGACGCUGUUCUCCCUUUGGGCCAUGCCUGUCUAAAACACCGAGCGGUUCCCUGCAGGAAUCACUUCAGGACAUCCGUGCAGAGCCUCCCCUUGAGCCCUAGUCGGGAGCCAUGUCCUCCAGAGCUGAAGACCACCCCAGCUCCUCAGGGGCCAACCAGGGCUGGGGGGAAGGUGGAGUAUGGCUGUACUGAGACUGAGCUUUAUACACUGGCGAAGAGGGUGGGGAACCAGCGUUUUUUGCUUGCAGGGGUACAACCUGUUCCUGAACCUGCAUGGACAGAUGGACUCCCUGCAUACAGACUGUGGUUGAUGCCAUUUCCCGAACUUUUACGUUUUAAAAAGAGCAGGCAGGUCUGAGCCAAUCAGUUCCAACUCAGUAUCUCAGCAUCCCUCAAGAGCCAGGAACGAGAUGAUGAACUGGGAAGUCUGCAGCAGCUCUGAUAAAAGAUCUUCACUUGUUAUUGGCAAUUAACCCUGCCCUGGCUAGACCCUGGUGCCCGUUUCAUCAGGACCUCAGAGAGAGUAGUACUUGAGACCAGAGGAGAAUACAUCAACAAUUUCUGAAGCUCAGGAGGGAGUUCAGUGCAAUUUGCAUGCAAAUACGUAUUUAAAGAUGAGGGACAAAAAGGAAACAACAUACUGUAAUCCAUCGGGGGCUUAGACAGAAACGUAUGUUGAAGGAAAGUCACCUUGUAAAUUUAACCUACGAGUGGGGCAGAUUUUCCCACACAAGGCAGGCGUGUUAGGCAAGGCAGUGAGGAAGACUUUGAAGUUCAGUCUGGGCCUGCAAAAUGAAGUGCUUAGAAAGCAAUCUGUAGAACUGAUUGCAGCUCUGUUUCUCAUGCCUCAGCCCUGCCACCCAAGCCCACGUAUGAGGAAGUGUGUACAGAAACAUCUGUAGCCUCUUCUGUCAGAUGCACUAAGCCUCAGUGGACACCACGAGCAUCAGCAAAAUCUAAAGGUGCCCAGUAUGCCUGAGGACUUAAUAAGCCAUAAAGUCUUUCCGCAUGUCUGGGCUCACAGUCGCCAGAUCCAGCUCAUAAUAUUGUCAGUUUUGAGUAUUUUCAUGGAAUGAAACUACCCCCUUAUCCUCUUACAUCAGGAUAAACAGCAAUAAGGUUUUGUAGCACCCAUGCACAGGGCACUUUUGCACAGAGGAGCACAAUGAGUGACAGCAUCAGGUAGAUCAGGAAAUAAAAAAGCUCUUACACACGUGCACACACACACGUUCAGUCAUGAGCAAUGACAGGGAAAUACUGACAGUGAAAUUGGCACUUUGGGAAAAUAGCAAGAAGCUAUUUUGAGACAGAUCUCUCAAUCAGUUUCUUUCACAGAAUAUUUCAGUGCUUUGAUGCUAUGGUGAUAAGUGCGCUAAAUAUAUCCAAAAUAUAUACGGAGACAGAGCUCCAAACAUGACAUACUUUAAAGCAACAGAUCUAGUGAGCAUCUUGUUCCCAUUGUCCAGCCCCUCCUAGCUGUAAAGACACCUGCCCACUUGUUUAAUAUUGCAGUCCACUAGGCAAAAUGGUUAAAGUAUUCCCAACCUUCCCUCCUUGCUCACCUGGCAAUGCCGAGGACCAAGGAAAAGGGGCUAGAAUUCAGAUCUCUCUUAUGCAAAAAUCCAAGCUAAAAGAGACUUUCCUGUAGGAGCUAACCUGGGGUUUGGUUAUCAGCUCUGAGCAAAGGAAUGCCAGACAAGUGCUUCUUGUCUACGAAGUGAAGCCAAUCAUGUCAGGGAAAACAUCAACUGCAUUUAUGGUGGAAAAAUUUUCUAAUUGCACCAGAACAAAAGUGACCCUAUUCCAGAACAAUUACUCUAAUCACCUUUAUUCUGCAAGCAGAACUUCCAUGCAGGUACUUCUGCUAGCAUAAACAAACAUAUUUUCUUUGGUUCAGCUCUUCUGCUCUGCACCUUUCAUGAGCAACAGCUGACCUGAACCCCUGUUCACCUCUGGCUGUUCUCAUCCAAUUCUCUCCCCCUCAUUCCUUUCCCCUCCCUCCUCCCCCCCAACUUUUUUUUUUUUAUGGGUAGCAAUGAAAAAGGAGACAUCACAUGCUGAAAGGAGGCUGGUAGCUUUACAUGGAGGUGGGCGAGCUCUUCAAGGGUUUGUUCUCUUUCUAUAUAUUUUUAAACUACCCUCCUCUCUUCUCAUCCCCCAGACUCUCUUCAUCCCAGUUUCCCCAGAGAAGGGCGGUUAGACAUCAGUACUGUGACCCUAUUCUGUCAUUCCCGAGUUAGCCAGAAAAGCUCACCAAGGGGCAAGACAAUCCAUGCCCUCCCCGGGAACGUGUCAUCUCCGUAGCUCUGCAGACUUGACGGUCUAGAGGGACCACUCUGGCCCUGCCUGCUAAAUCGCUACCUCUGCAGUCUUCUGUUUCAGCCACAAAUUAUCACAUGAAGUACAGAGUGCAAAGAAGGUAACAUUAGGAGAGGCAAAAUACAAUUGCAGAUGAACUGCAGUGUAAUGUAUUUGUAUAAUGAAAAUAUAUUGCUCUCUGCCUUCCCAGCUGAAUGUGAAAGAGAAGGCUGAUCGCAGAGGCUCUGGCCAUCCAUAGUGUCUUGUUUGCCUGCAGAGCACAGGAACGGAGCCCAGGAAAAGCGAAUAAAGCAGUGCACUGGGACAGAGGGACCAUUAAUGAACCUCUCUCAGUUCUUGAAUAGGUCUUCUUUUCCAUCUGCUCAUUUUUUAUGCUUAGUUAAUGAAUUGGAGCCCAAACCAGAUCAUUCAUCAGCGCUUCCUUAAUUGCCUGCCUAGCCUUGUAGGAACCUGGAAAUCCUUCAGUAAGUAACCUACCCCCAUGAGCUUGAACUGCAGUCGUUUCCUGAUGAACUGAGAACAAACGAGGCAGAAGGAUGAAAAUGUAACAUAUUUAACAAAUUCUUUCCACAUUUUUCAUGCAAAGAAUGCAUCUGUACCCUAGCCAGAAGCAGCUGAUCUCAGACACAGAAGGAGAAUCAGAGCAGCCUCACAAUCCAUUCAACAACUGGACAUUUUGGGCCCAAAAUGACCACUCCCACCCUUUGCCGUGGGAGAGGCAAUAUCAAAUAUUCACUAUAUACAAAUAACCAUAAUAUUCUAUGUCAGAAGAUAAUUUUGCAAGGCUAUUUCCGAUGGAACCUGGCUUUUACAUUGCUGGCACUCUCUGCUCUCCUGGGAGCUCAAGAACCAGGCGCUGGGGGCCUGGGCUCAGUUAAAGCGUCCCUCAGGAUCAGUAUCUGCUCUGUGACAGAGGGUCUGACUCCCCCAUGGUCUGAUGGCAGCAGUCACAUAAGAGGAUGGAGGUGACAGGAAGGCAUUUAGAAUCGCAUCUUGAGUGCUGGGAAACACUAGUGAGGUGCUGCCAGAAACUCACUUCAUCGACUUCAGCAGGACGGCCGGGCUCUGAGGCUGUGCACGCUAGGAUUACACUGACCUCACACAAGCACUGCCACCUCGAAACACUCACAAACGUGGUGAGCUCCACAGGGAGCUUGCUAACAACGAAAUAAACCCUACUGGCUUGUGAUUUCUGUCUUCCAGUUGCUGAGCUUUUGAGAAUUAUAUUCCUCUUAUUUUUUUAAGAGGGGGGGAAAAGAAAAAAAGGAAGUUAAGAGCUUUUUUUGUUUUGUUUUUUUUUAUACGAUCACAUGAUACCAAGAACUUGGGACUUGAAGAAAGCAAUACUCAUAAGCUAGCAAAAGUCUGCAACACAUGGGACACCAGAUCCUUACCUCUUACUCUCUCCCAACAACCCCAUUCUCCCUUUGGCAGCUUGCAACCGAACGCAGAAGCCAGCAUUUAGGAAGAGAGCACCCAAGGGAAACCCGUGGCCUGAGAAUGAGAUGGAGCAGCAAUCAUGUCCUAUGAUAGGCAGGGUUCUGCUCUGAAAACAGCAGGAUUUAAGAGGAAGUCCAGUGGUUUCCAGUGCUGUUCAGAACGGAUCAGAAAUAGCCUUUGUUGGUAUCUUGCAAAGCAGGUGGAAGCUUACACAUCACUUCUCUUUGCCCAGUUUCUUCUAUCAUCAGCAGGUAUUAGGCAGACUUGGGCAGGUCAAUUUAUUAUGCACCAGGACCAAAUGGCAUGCAAUGCAUGUUCUCUCCUGCUUCAAGUAUUUUGCCCUGAACCAGAAAGGCCAUUUUUAAAAUUAAUACUAGGAAAAACAAUUAGGCUGUGGUGCAUUUAGAUUUCUAAUCCGUGAUACAUUCCUAGUCACCAGGUGUUUUAAUGAGCACUUAUUUCCAAAUGUUUUAUUUCCUGGCUUGAUCCUGUUUAAUUUUUCACAAGCCACCAAAGCAAAACAAAAACAGUUAACACACCAAGCAUCUCAUCUAAAUUCACAAAGCUCAAAUUAGCUUGAGAGAUAAAAAUCUGAGAGAAUAAACAGUCUUUUGAAGCACCAUCGCUCAUCCCUUUCCUCCCCUCCAGCCCUUUCAGUACGGAGCAAGCAAGAUUUGCCAUCUGGAAGUCACUGCAAACUGCAGAUGCCACAGAACUUUUCUCCAAACCACAACACAGCCCAGAAUUUUCACAGAAAAAGGAUGUCUUUACAACUCCCCUUCCCCACUUCUGUACCAAGUUCUGGGAAGAGGAAAGUCCAUAUUUUGCCCCAUUGAGAGCAAAAAGUUGACCCCCAAAUAUUUAAGUUGGAAAUACCAGAACAGCCCAGAAAUGAGUGAGCUCAUAGGUGUAUUUAUAAAGAUUUUUAGAAUGCUUAUCCACUGCCCAAUAGAGUUAUUGCAAUUAAUUUAUGUAACUACAUAUUUUUAAAGUAUAACAGCUGUAGAUUUUUUAAGCUUUCCAAUUUUUUUGCCUUAAGUCUCAAUAUCUCAACUGUUUUAAAAGUAACAUUUCAAAAUACUCAGAAAAAUCAGCAAUUAGAAACCAAAGUGAAGAGAUGAGGACUUACCAAAAAGCUUCAGUGGAAGUUUGUAUAAAUUGAUCACUUUCUGUACUUGCACCUGUUUCAAAUAGAAAGUUGUAAAGACUUCAGAAACCACUAUAUGAACUGGCACACAGGAAACAAAAGUGAUCACACUGGUGAAGACUAUACAUUUAAUAAAAGCAGAUAAAAGAUUUUCUUCAUACAAAAGUUCCAACUUAAAUACAGUUUAAAGACAAUAGGAAUCACUAAGUAGGUAAUUUACUUUGAUCACCUGCAUAACAGACGAGUAAAUUUUGUCAUCUUCUUUCUGCAUUAUGUCCAGGAAAUAUUACUAUGAAAUGUUACAAACAUGUUAUUAUAAAGGGAGAAAACAAAAAUGACUAUUUUUGUGUAUGUGUUUAGAAACAGUAGAAUAUAUAAUCUUCCCUUAUUUGGUGAUGGGUAGGAGAAUAAACAGAAUAUAUACAUUUGGUUUAUUACUCAAAGAUCCUUGUACAAGUUCAGUUAUGUUUAAUAUUUUUUCCAUGAUGUGAAGCUCAUUUUUUUAAAAGGGUUGGGUUUUUUUUUCAAUUUAACAUACUAAUAGGGAGAAAAGUCAAUAAACAAGAAAAAUUUUCUGUUUUGUAUUAACUGAGAUAUUUAUUUUGUAUUUCCAUAACUGAAAAGCAAAGGCUUAACAUUUUAAGUUUUCAGAAGUUUACUUGUCUAAGUUUAUAGCACUAAUGUUUAGGUUUGUAGUCUGUAGAUCAAUUAAGCUAACCGGAGCCGAGUGGGUUCCUGCACCUUAUACACUGGAAGCGUAAAUGGCAGAACUGAGUUGCAGAACGAGGGCACUAAAAAAUUAGCUUACUCGCAUGGUGGGGGGCAACAGGUGGAAAACAUAGGUCUUGAUAAAGUUUUCAGUGCCAGACAUGUAUUAUUCCAUCCUGUAAAAACUAUUGUGCUGACAUUAAAAUUGUUUUUGCAUGA
This is a messenger RNA of Dromaius novaehollandiae (emu), 11471 nucleotides long. RefSeq names its product SH3 domain containing ring finger 2 (gene SH3RF2). Gene Ontology annotation, biological process: positive regulation of proteasomal ubiquitin-dependent protein catabolic process; protein ubiquitination; positive regulation of JNK cascade. Gene Ontology annotation, cellular component: nucleoplasm. Bases 926 to 3211 code for a protein of 761 amino acids. NCBI's taxonomy places the organism in Eukaryota, Metazoa, Chordata, Aves, Casuariiformes, Dromaiidae. The record is from RefSeq and is a predicted model, not a curated record. The transcript has 10 exons. Gene Ontology annotation, molecular function: protein phosphatase 1 binding; ubiquitin protein ligase activity.